Arabidopsis lyrata subsp. lyrata is the source of this 678-nucleotide messenger RNA. RefSeq lists its product as uncharacterized. The record is from RefSeq and is a predicted model, not a curated record. Bases 1 to 678 code for a protein of 225 amino acids. Lineage: Eukaryota; Viridiplantae; Streptophyta; Magnoliopsida; Brassicales; Brassicaceae. The transcript is spliced from 3 exons.
AUGCAAAACUUUUGGAAGACCGCUGAUGCUAUAGAGAGGACUGAGAAUGCUUCACAAUGCAGAAAUUCUGAUCGUGGCGGACUUGGAGUGCACAAACACUUAGCCGCUGAGGCAUAUAAGAAGACAGUUGAAGAGAGAUUGGCUGAACUGGAAGAGGAUGUUCAUGAUGCUUCAGAGAUUUCCUCUGAACAUUCAAUGCAUCCUAGAGAACUCAGCAUUGAUGAAAUGAAUGAUAUCUUCCUUAAGUGUACUCAUAUAGAUGACCAAGGCAACCCUUAUGGCCUUGGAUCACUGGUGGAGACUCUACACAAGGGAAAAAGGAAGGAGAGUUACGCAAGCUCUUCUUCUACAGUGACAAUUGUUGAGCUUCAAGAGCAGCUGCGGCGCAAGAUCUCUAAUCAGGAUGCUGAGAAUGCAAGACGUGAUGAGGAGCACCGGAAGUCUCAAGCUCGGAUCGCAAGCUUGGAGAAGCUCAUCCUUUUCAUAAAAGACAAAGAUCCAGACUUGGCAGCUUUUAUGUCAACCUCUCCACUCCUUGAACCAGAAGUGAUCAUACCACCCACCACUACAACAACCACCCUUCCAGCCACCACAGGAGCUGCAGUCCAACCAGCAGGACACACCACUGGAACCACACCAACCUCUCCUCUAUCCACCGCCUCAAAUCAGGAAACUUGA